CCAGACAAAAUGCCUUAUAAUAAGAAGACUGCUGGAAAAAGAGCACCUGCAAAAAGGAAACUUGCUGAAGUGUUUGCUUUGGGGGAGGUUCUAGCUGAUACAUCCAGAAAAGAAUGGAAAUUAGGUGUCCCUAUAGGGCAAGGAGGCUUUGGACGCCUAUACCUUGCCGAUGUUAAUUCUUCAAAGUCAGUUGGCAGUGAUGCGGCUUAUGUUGCAAAAGUGGAACCCAGCCAGAAUGGACCUCUUUUUACUGAGCUAAAGUUCUACAUGCGAGCUGCUAAGCCAGAUGAAAUUCAGAAGUGGACUAAAUCCCAUAAGCUAAAAUAUUUAGGUGUACCAAGAUACUGGGGCUCUGGCUUGCAUGAGAAAAAUGGAAACAGUUAUAGAUUUAUGAUAAUGGACCGAUUUGGCAGAGAUCUUCAGAAGAUGUAUGAAGAGAAUGCAAAGCGAUUUCCCCAUAAAACUGUACUGCAAUUAGGUCUGAGAAUACUUGAUAUCCUGGAAUACGUUCAUGAGCAUGAAUAUGUGCAUGGAGACAUCAAGGCCUCAAACCUUCUUCUGAGUUACAAAAACCCUAAUCAGGUAUACUUGGUGGAUUAUGGACUUGCCUACCGAUACUGUCCUGAAGGAGUUCACAAAGUAUAUAAAGAAGAUCCUAAAAGGUGUCAUGAUGGAACUAUUGAAUAUACCAGUAUUGAUGCACACAAGGGUGUGGCACCAUCACGACGUGGUGAUCUGGAGAUCUUGGGUUACUGUAUGAUUCAUUGGCUUAGUGGCUACUUACCAUGGGAGGAUAAUUUGAAAGAUCCAAAUUUUGUCAGAGACUCAAAAAUCAGGUGUAGAGAUAAUAUUUCAUUUUUGAUGGACAAAUGCUUUCCUGGGAAAAACAGACCAGAUGAAAUAGUCAAAUACAUGGAAAAGGUGAAGCUACUGAGCUAUGAAGAGAAACCUGUUUAUCAGCAUUUCCGAGAAAUACUUCUGCAAGGUUUGAAGGCCAUUGGGCAAAAAGAUGACGGAAUACUUGACUUCUGCCCAGCGGAGAAUGGAGACUCGCAAGCAAAACCCACGCAAAAGAAAAGAAGAAAGACAGCAGCUGCAGACAAUGAGAGCACUGAAGCAGAAAUGGAAGAUGCAGAAAGUCCAGAAAAAAAGAAACCACUUUCUAAUGCAGUAGCUACUAGAACCCGGAAGAUGACCUCACCAAAACCCAAGAAAAGCACAGCAACCAGAAAGAGAGUCCAGAAGUAAAUAAUAAAAGUAGCUCUUUGACUCAUCUCUGGUUUUCUUUUCAGUUACUGUAGAACUGGAAUAUUUUUCUUUUCUUUUGAAACGAUGAAUCCUGUGAAAACAUGGACUGCUGUUUGCACCUGUUUUUGAAGAAUAAAUGUUUUUUGAAACUCUUUGCAUAAUUUAUGUAUACUUAAAUACUAAAUGCAAAAUUUUGCCAGUCUUGCAGGUUUUUUUUAUACUUUAUAUUCACAAAUUCAUACCUUAAAGUAAAACCAAAAGAAAGUGCUGUUUUCUGCUUAAUGAAGUAGAACUAAAGCCUUCUUCAGUUUUGUUAUGGGUGCUUUAUAGGGGACAGCAGUGUUGCACCUGAUCUCUUCUAAUUUUGAGUAAAGCCUUAUUAGAAUUCCAUCACCCAGAUGAAUGUUGAGAUGAAGUCCGAAAUGAUUGAGACAUCUUUUAAAUAUUUCUCAAGUGUUUGAAGGUAAAAAAAAAUCCAUGAAUUCUUCCCAUCCUUCUCUUAUAGUUUGUUCUAAAAUGUGUUUAAAGAAUUGCUUGGAAGGCAGUUAGU
Molecule: messenger RNA, 1798 nt
Organism: Dryobates pubescens (Downy woodpecker)
Lineage: Eukaryota; Metazoa; Chordata; Aves; Piciformes; Picidae
Gene: VRK1
Product: VRK serine/threonine kinase 1
Exons: 12
Coding region: 10-1248 (412 amino acids)
Biological process (GO): signal transduction; peptidyl-serine phosphorylation
Cellular component (GO): nucleus; cytoplasm
Molecular function (GO): ATP binding; protein serine/threonine kinase activity
Source: RefSeq, a predicted model, not a curated record